Messenger RNA from Aedes albopictus (Asian tiger mosquito), 836 nucleotides. RefSeq lists its product as uncharacterized. The transcript has 2 exons. Bases 95 to 808 code for a protein of 237 amino acids. The record is from RefSeq and is a predicted model, not a curated record. Lineage: Eukaryota; Metazoa; Arthropoda; Insecta; Diptera; Culicidae. Gene Ontology annotation, molecular function: N-acetyltransferase activity.
ACGAACGUUCAUUAGUCUAAUAUCGUUCGCUGGUUCGAGUGUACACAAUUUUUUUGCAUCGUGUUUCUCCUCCACUUGGCCGCAAAACCUAACGAUGAGCUCUUGGAGUCGCCCUUCGGAGCUCGAGUGGCCCCGCGUUUGGAUUCGUUUCCGGGCCCGAGAUGUGGACAGCGAUCGGAUGGUGGAGUAUCGGGUUCAGGACCUACCGGAGGAUCGCGUCCGGGAUGCGAUCGAUCACAUGAAGGAGCACUUUUUGCGCGACGAACCGAUGUGCGGCAGUGUGGGCCUGUACAAAGACCCCGUUGCCCUGGAGGAGUUCGAUCUGAUGUGGCAAGACAUUGCUCGGCAGCAGGUCGCAGUGGUGUGCUUUCGCGAGGGGUCGGACGAGAUCGUUGGUUUGAAUAUGUUGACGGUGGUUUCGAAGGCCGAUUCCAAGGAGCUGAAGUUCAAAAGCUCGGCUCUUCAAACGGUGUGUGACUCGUACAUCGGUUUGCUAAAACAGGCACACAUUUUCGAGAAAUAUGGCAUUGAGAACUACCUAUCGGCCUGGGGUCUAUCCGUAUCGCCCAAGUAUCGAGGUCGUGGCGUAGGAACGGAGCUCCUACGGGCUCGGAUUCCAAUGUGUCGUGCCUUGGGACUAACGGUGACGGUGACGUUGUUCUCCAAUCCAGGGUCGCAAAUUCCCGCAGCCAAAGUGGGAUUCUACGACGAGAUUGUGGUGACUUACAAGCAGCUUGAGGAGCAGGGGUAUCUGUUCCCAGGAGUGCCGUAUGAGUUGAAUAAGUUGAUGACCAUGGUUGUUGAAUAGAUUAAUUAUAGACUUUAGAGGAAAGCUA